ACCCACUAAGGAAACACCUCAGGGACAAUGGCGGAGGGAGAUAAUCGCAGCACCAAUCUGCUGGCUGCAGAGACUGCAAGUCUGGAAGAGCAGCUGCAGGGAUGGGGAGAAGUGAUGCUGAUGGCUGAUAAAGUCCUCCGAUGGGAAAGAGCCUGGUUUCCACCUGCCAUCAUGGGUGUGGUUUCUUUGGUGUUUCUGACUAUCUACUAUCUAGAUCCAUCUGUUCUGUCCGGUGUUUCCUGUUUUGUUAUGUUUUUGUGCUUGGCUGACUACCUUGUUCCCAUUCUAGCUCCUAGAAUUUUUGGCUCCAAUAAAUGGACCACUGAGCAACAGCAAAGAUUCCAUGAAAUUUGUAGCAAUCUGGUAAAGACUCGACGUAGAACUGUGGGCUGGUGGAAAUGUCUCUUUACACUGAAGGAAGAAAAGGCUAAAAUGUACUUCAUGACCAUGAUCAUUUCUCUUGCUGCAGUUGCUUGGGUGGGACAGCAAGUCCACAACCUGCUGCUCACCUAUCUGAUAGUGACUUUCUUACUGUUGCUUCCUGGAUUAAAUCAGCAUGGAAUCAUUUUGAAGUACAUUGGAAUGGCCAAAAGGGAGAUAAAUAAGCUUCUCAAAUAA
Molecule: messenger RNA, 618 nt
Organism: Neogale vison (American mink)
Lineage: Eukaryota; Metazoa; Chordata; Mammalia; Carnivora; Mustelidae
Product: ADP-ribosylation factor-like protein 6-interacting protein 1
Exons: 1
Coding region: 28-618 (196 amino acids)
Source: RefSeq, a predicted model, not a curated record